Messenger RNA from Acanthosepion pharaonis, 825 nucleotides. NCBI's taxonomy places the organism in Eukaryota, Metazoa, Mollusca, Cephalopoda, Sepiida, Sepiidae. The record is from the annotation of a GenBank genome assembly.
AUGUUCUCAAAGGAAAGCACAUUUUUCUCCUUUUCUUUUAUUACCCAUUCUCUCUUUUCUUUUCUUUCCUUUUCUACAUCUUUCUUCCUUUAUUUUUCUUUCCUUUUCUUUCCUUCAUCGUUUCACUUUCUUUUCUUUUCUGUGCCUUUACUCCUUCCUUUUCUUUUCUUUCGCUUUCUUAUUUUUCAUUUCCUUCUUUGUUUUUCCUUUGUUCCUUUAUUUUCUUCUUUUUCUCUUUCAUCUUUUUUCUGUGCCUUUCUUUCUUUUUCCUUUCUUUCGCUUUUAUCUUCCUUUUCUCUGCCUUUCUUCCUUUUUUCCUUUCUUUCGUUUUUAUCUUCCUUUUCUCUUCCUUUCUUCCUUUUUACCUCUUUUUCUUUUUUCAACUUUUCCAUUUCCUUCUUUUCUUCCUUUAUUUUCUUCUCUCCGACCUUCAUUUUUUUCCUUUUCUACAUUUCCUCCCUUUCUUUUCAUCUCUUCUUCUUUAUUUUUUUCUUUCCUUCCUUGCUUCCCUGCAUCUUUCUAUCAUUCUUUUUUUUUCUCCCCGUCUUUUUCCUUCCCUUGCUUUCUUGCUCCAUUCAUCUUUUCCUGUCUUUCUCUUUCACUUUUCCCUACUUUCAAUUCAUUUCUUAUCCUUUUCUUUAUUUCUCUUUCUUCUCGUUCACUUUCGUUUCUUUUUUCUUUUCUUCUUCAUUCCUUUUCUCUCUUUCUCCUCCGUUUUUUUCUUCCCUUCCUUUUCAUCUUUCGUCAUUUCUUUCCUCCCUGUCUCUUUUGUCUUCUCCUUUUUCUUCCUGCCCAUCUCUCUUUUUUGAAAACGCCGAAACGUAA